Molecule: messenger RNA, 984 nt
Organism: Mixia osmundae IAM 14324
Lineage: Eukaryota; Fungi; Basidiomycota; Mixiomycetes; Mixiales; Mixiaceae
Exons: 2
Coding region: 1-501 (166 amino acids)
Cellular component (GO): extracellular region
Source: RefSeq, a predicted model, not a curated record
AUGCGCUUCACACUCUGCCUCGCACUGGCCGCCGCCUCGUCCGCUCUUGCUACGACGCCUGCGCAGCUCAUGAACCAGCUUACUGUCGUCACUACGGACGCGAACAAGCUCAACACUUCGCUGGCCGUCGCCAAUUUGACUUACUCGUCGGCCUAUGCCAUUCACUCGCUAGCUUUGACCACGAUCAAAGAUAUCAACAAUGGCACUUCGCUUUGUAACACGACCACUGGCUUCACUGCCGCAAACGGCAUCUCCGUCAUCCAGACGGUCGUCAACAACCUCACGCCUCCCACAUUGGCUGCACUGACGAGUUUGAUCAACAAGAAGUCGCAAUUCGACUCGUUCAAGCUCGGCUCAAUCGCAAAGACUGAUAUCACCAACCUGCAUACCGCAGUCGAUAACUUAUCUGCCUGCAUCGUCUCUGCCGUUCAGAAUGCCACCGUCACUCCCCUUGAUACAGGCUUCAACCAAGCAGCAGCAGCCUACGCUUCAGAAUCAUGAUCUGAGGCGUGAUAAAAGUAUGUACCACGAGGGCUGUCCUCUAAUACAUAUCGAAGAGGUCAUGGCAAAUUAUUUAACUCCUUUCUCCUCAGCGCGCCAACAUCGCGACAGGUACCAAUGAGUGUGUGAGUAGCCUUCAUUGUCUGUCGUGUGUGCUAUUGAAUGAAAUCAUAGUGACUUUAACCCCCUUCGUUGUGCUUCUUUUCUUGUCAUGCAGAGCAACUAGUAACUGUCCUGGUUGCUUGAUUGCUGGCCGUACGACGAGUCGUCACCGCCGGACUGGCCGUAGCUUGCCCCGCCAGAUGACUGAUCGUAGUUGUCACCGCCAGAGGCUUGGCCGUACGAGUCUUGUUGACCGCCGCUACCGCGACCGCCGCUCUGGCCGAAGCUGUCACCACCGGACUGUUGCUGGCCGAAGCUAUCGCCGCCAGACUGUUGGCCGUAGCUGUCACCGCCAGAUUGUUGACCGUAGCUGUCGCCGCC